AUGAAGAUGAACAAGGAAACGAGAAAAAAUACAAGUCCAGCAGAUAACAAAGAUCCAGGAGAUCAAAACUCUAAGAACAGGAUGGCUAAAAGAAAGGCCAGUCCUGAAAGGAAGACCCCCUCAGACACUCAUGAGGUCAAAGGAGUGAAGCGUAAGGUCCAGCAAGAUGGAGCGGGCACAGCCAGUCCAGCAAAGAAGCCUAAACUUGCUGAGCCUACGAGUGGUGACAAGGAGCAAGCGUCUUCCUCCUUGGACGCUGGUAAAGGUGAAUUCCAGGCCAGAUACGUGGAGGAGCACCAUCUUGGAGGAGGCGGCUGUGGAGCAGUGUUUGCUGGCUACCGGAUAACAGAUCAUUGCCCAGUAGCCAUCAAACACAUUCCCAAGGACAGAAUCCCCAUCAAAGUGACGGGUGAAAACGGGAAGCGGGUCUCGGUGGAAGUGGCCAUUAUGCUGAAGCUUGCAGCUGAAGCAGAUGGACCAGUGGGAACGUCAGCACCCGUGUCUCUGCUGGACUGGUUUGACCUCGGCACAGAGCUGAUCCUGGUGCUGGAGAGACCUGUCCCCGCUGUGGACCUCCUGGAUUACAUAACAGAAAAUGGAGGAUGUUUACCAGAGGAAAAGGCCAAGGUCAUUCUGAAGCAGCUGGUUGAUGCAGCAAAGGACCUGGAGGAUAAACACAUCUUUCACCGGGACAUCAAGAGCGAGAACAUUCUGAAUGAGACCGGCUCAGAUGUGCCUCGUGUUCGUAUCAUCGACUUUGGACUGAGCUGCUUUGCUAAGGAGCGAUCGGUGUACCGCCUCUUCUAUGGUAACAUAUUCAGCUCCUGCUCUUCACACAUGUACACCUAUUCACACCCCUCCCGAAUGUUACGGACGCAAAAAAUACAGGCUGGACCCACCACGGUGUGGCAAAUGGGAGUGGUGCUGUAUGAAGCGCUUCAUGUGGGGGACUUUGAUACCAUGACGUUCCUCCAAAAGGAACUGAAAUUCAACAAGGAUCUGUCCCCACACUGCCGGAAUUUCUUGGACGCAUGUUUAACCAACGUCCCGGAGAAGCGCCCAACGCUGGGGGACCUCCAGCUUCACCCCUGGCUCAGAUAA
Pelmatolapia mariae (spotted tilapia) is the source of this 1101-nucleotide messenger RNA. RefSeq names its product serine/threonine-protein kinase pim-2-like. Gene Ontology annotation, biological process: regulation of mitotic cell cycle; negative regulation of apoptotic process; protein autophosphorylation. The transcript has 9 exons. NCBI's taxonomy places the organism in Eukaryota, Metazoa, Chordata, Actinopteri, Cichliformes, Cichlidae. Gene Ontology annotation, cellular component: cytoplasm. Gene Ontology annotation, molecular function: protein serine/threonine kinase activity; ATP binding. The record is from RefSeq and is a predicted model, not a curated record. The coding region runs from base 1 to 1101 and encodes 366 amino acids.